Messenger RNA from Nyctereutes procyonoides (raccoon dog), 4570 nucleotides. RefSeq names its product staufen double-stranded RNA binding protein 2 (gene STAU2). The transcript has 14 exons. NCBI's taxonomy places the organism in Eukaryota, Metazoa, Chordata, Mammalia, Carnivora, Canidae. The record is from RefSeq and is a predicted model, not a curated record. Bases 191 to 1867 code for a protein of 558 amino acids.
GCGGCGGCGGCGGCGGCGGCGGCGGCGGCGGCGGCGGCCGAGCGGGGUCAGUUCUCCGCGGUGCUUGCCAAUGUGGGAGCCGCCUGCAAAGCGUCCGCGGCCAGAAGUUUUUGGAGCCCUGAGGGAUACAGCAGUUUGGUCAAUAUUGUUUUAACAUGCUUCAAAUAAAUCAGCUUCUCUCCAAGAUAAAAUGGCAAACCCCAAAGAGAAAACUCCAAUGUGUCUGGUAAAUGAGUUAGCCCGUUUCAAUAGAGUCCAACCCCAGUAUAAACUUCUGAAAGAAAGAGGGCCUGCUCAUUCGAAGAUGUUCUCAGUGCAACUGAGUCUUGGUGAGCAGACAUGGGAAUCCGAAGGAAGCAGUAUAAAGAAGGCCCAACAAGCUGUUGCUAAUAAAGCUUUGACUGAAUCUACACUUCCCAAACCAGUUCAGAAACCACCCAAAAGUAAUGUUAAUAAUAACCCAGGUAGUAUAACUCCAACUGUGGAACUGAAUGGGCUUGCUAUGAAAAGGGGAGAGCCUGCCAUCUACAGGCCAUUAGAUCCAAAGCCUUUCCCAAAUUAUAGAGCUAAUUACAACUUUCGGGGCAUGUACAAUCAGAGGUAUCAUUGUCCAAUGCCCAAGAUAUUUUAUGUUCAGCUGACUGUAGGAAAUAAUGAGUUUUUUGGGGAAGGGAAGACCCGACAAGCUGCUAGACACAAUGCUGCAAUGAAAGCCCUCCAAGCACUGCAGAAUGAACCUAUUCCAGAAAAAUCACCUCAGAAUGGCGAAUCAGGAAAAGAAAUGGAUGAUGACAAAGAUGCGAAUAAAUCGGAGAUCAGCUUAGUGUUUGAAAUAGCUCUGAAGCGAAAUAUGCCCGUCAGUUUUGAGGUUAUUAAAGAAAGUGGACCUCCACAUAUGAAAAGCUUUGUUACUCGGGUGUCAGUAGGAGAGUUCUCUGCAGAAGGAGAGGGAAAUAGCAAAAAACUCUCCAAGAAGCGCGCUGCAACCACCGUCCUACAGGAGCUUAAGAAACUUCCGCCUCUUCCUGUGGUUGAAAAGCCAAAAUUAUUUUUUAAAAAACGCCCUAAAACAAUAGUAAAGGCUGGACCAGAGUAUGGUCAAGGAAUGAAUCCCAUUAGCCGCCUGGCUCAAAUUCAACAGGCCAAAAAGGAAAAGGAGCCAGAUUAUGUUUUGCUUUCAGAAAGAGGAAUGCCUCGACGUCGGGAAUUUGUGAUGCAGGUCAAAGUAGGCAAUGAAGUUGCUACUGGAACAGGACCUAACAAAAAGAUAGCCAAAAAAAAUGCUGCGGAAGCAAUGCUGUUACAGCUUGGUUAUAAAGCAUCCACUAGUCUUCAAGAACAACUUGACAAGACAGGGGAAAACAAAGGAUGGAGUGGUCCAAAGGCUGGGUUUCCUGAACCAACAAAUAACACUCCAAAAGGAAUUCUUCAUUUGUCUCCUGAUGUUUAUCAAGAGAUGGAAGCCAGCCGCCACAAAGUAAUCUCUGGCACUACUCUAGGCUAUUUGUCACCCAAAGAUAUGAACCAACCCUCAAGCUCUUUCUUCAGUAUAUCUCCCACAUCGAAUAGUUCAGCUACAAUUGCCAGGGAACUCCUAAUGAAUGGAACAUCUCCUACAGCUGAAGCCAUAGGUUUAAAAGGAAGUUCUCCUACUCCCCCUUGUUCUCCAGUACAACCUUCAAAACAACUGGAAUAUUUAGCAAGGAUUCAAGGCUUUCAGGUUCACUACUGUGAUAGACAAAGUGGCAAAGAGUGUGUGACCUGUCUGACAUUAGCCCCUGUGCAGAUGACUUUCCAUGCAAUUGGAAGCUCCAUUGAAGCCAGCCAUGACCAGGGCAGGAACAAAUGCAAGAGGAGCAUGAGGUAACCAUCCUACAAAAGCUUGUCCUCCUUAGGCUGAGCUAAGAAAUGAAAGAGUGCUUCAGAAACCCACAUCUAAGAAGAGCAACCCAUUGUUAGCAGAGGUAGCAUGUUGCUAUGAAAGAGCACUGGGAUGGGAAUAGAGACUAAGAUCAAACCUAGAUUUGCCAAGAAGUAGAUUUGCCAUGUGGGAGCUUGUCUCUUUACCUCUUGGAAUGUGGCUUCUUUAUGAAUAAAAUGAUUAGGCGGUUCAAGCUUAUGCCCAGUCCAUGUGGCAAGAUAUACAAAGUUUUGGGCUAGUUAGUCCAUAUGGUACUUAUACAAAUUAGGGAGGAAAAAGGAGCUUCUUCCUCAAGGCAUGUUUCCGCUAUCCAAAUCCAUAAGACCUACAGUAUGAAUAGAGUACCCCCGCACCCAUGAGGUGUUCAGUACAUAACCUACACAACUGUACAUGGAGGUGUUAUACUACAUCUAUCUGGAAUGUCAGUUUUACUCAAUGGUAAGUAAAUAAAGACAUUUUUAUAUUAAAGCAAAUAUAGUUGUACUAGAUAUGAUGAAUUUACAUGCAUUUUAAGGUAAAAAAAGGUUUUCAGGAAAUGCAUUGAUCAUGAUCAGAUAGAUGGAUGGAAGAUAGAUAGAUGAGUAAAUGAAGGGAGCUGUGACUGGAAUGGUCAUCUUGUAUAACAAACUCUACUUUGGUGGCUUCCAAGGCGCAAAUGGAAGUAAUGGCGUGAUCAGUACUCAUCCUUUGAAUUAUUUGGCUUCCUGAGGAAAGGAAACACAGUGAACUUCUACUCCACAUCUUCUAGCUUUUCUUUCUUUCUUUCUUUUUUAAGAUUUUAUUUAUUUAUUCAUGAUAGACACAGGGUGAGAGAGAGGCAGAGACACAGGCAGAGGGAGAAGCAGGCUCCAUGCAGGGAGCCCGAUAUGGCACUCGACCCCGGGACUCCAGGAUCGCGCCCUGAGCCAAAGGCAGGCGCUAAACCACCGAGCCACCCAGGGAUCCCUCUUCUAGCUUUUCUGCAUUAUGUUGCCACUACCCUUUCCUCAUACUGAAGGUCUAAGCAAAAAAUACUUCUUCAGCAUACUGAAAAUAUAAACUUGAUCUUGUAAGUUGGAAAGGAUGGACCACUAAAUGUUUUCUCACCUAUUUGUCAGUAAAUACUGGAAAACAUUUUAAAGCAAGAAAAAUUGGGACACAUGGGUGGCUCAGUGGUUGAGCGUCUGCCUUUGGCUCAGGGCAUGAUCACAGAGUUCUGGGAUUGAGCCCCACACUGAGCUCCCUGCAGCGAGCCUGCUUCUCCCUCUGCCUGUGUCUCUGCCUCUCUCUGUGUGUCUCUCAUGAAUAAACAAAUAAAAUAUUUUAAAGAAAUAAAGAAAGAUUAUAAUAAUUUACAAAAUGUCUCUAUUCUUAAUUCAUUUGAGCCAAUGCAAUUGAACAAACUAUUCUGAGAAAAAAAAAUAUGUAAAAUUUAGAGGCAGUCCUUCGUUAUGAAACUCACAUGGUUCUUAUCUGUUAGAAAAUAAAGGUGAGAAAUGGAAGAGCUCUCUAGCCUUGAACAUUUACAGCUUACCAUACAUUUUUAGAUUUAAUUCUAGGAACUCAGUAAAAUAAAGAGUAAAUGUUUUAUACAGUGUAUUCACUCAUAUCUUAAGGAGCAAGAGGACAAGGACUAUUUUAAAUACCUAUCAAAGGUCCAUACAGAUCUACAGAAUGGUGGAGAGAGAUGCAGUAUCACCUGUAUGCUGAUGAUGUCUGAAUGUAUGGAACUUUUAAUUCUCGCGCCCUUCCCACCCGCCAAAAAAAACUCUGCUUCCUCCCUCCUCCCCUGUCUUUUCCUUUUAACCAUCCAGGGAAAUGACACCACCAAGCUCCUUGGAGCAUCUUUGCCUCAUCUCUCCUCCUCAAAUGCCACAUCCGGUUCCAGUAUCCCUUCCUCUGAAUUACAUCUGUUACCUGACCACUUUUCACCACCUCUGAUGCAGCCAUUGUAGUCGCUAUCAUGUUUUUUUUUUUUUUUAAGAUUUAUUUUUAAGUAAUCUCUAUACCCAACAUGGGGCUCAAACUUACAACCCCAGGAUCAAGAGUCUUAUGCUCUGCUGACUGAGCCAGUCCUGUUUAUCGCAGACAAUUGCAGUUGUCUUUAGACUGGCUUCGUUUAUUCUACUUCUAUUCCAUUGUGGUAUAUCUUCCACAUAGUAGCCAAAAAUAUUUUAAGUUAAUCAGAUCACAUUAUUCAGCUGCUCAGAAACUGCCAGUGACUUCUCAUCACACCUACUAUAAAUCCAAAAGUUUUUGUUAUGACAUGUAAGUCCCUAUGUGAUUUGGCUCUCUCCACCUCUCCAAUUUCAAUUCCUGCCAUCUCCUUUUCACUCAGUAUCCCAGUCUUACUGGCUUUGUUACCAGUUAUAUCAUGACAGAUGAAAGAAACCAGACUCAAAAGGCUACAUACUAUAGAUUCAAUGCAUAGGACAUUGUGGGGAAGACAGAACUAUAGACAUAAAAAACAGAUCAUUGGUUGCCAGGGCCUGAAGAGGGAUUGUCCAUAAAUUGUCACAACAAUUUUUGGGAGUGAUGGAAAUGUACCAUAUCUUGAUUGUGGUGAUAGGACAUGACUGUAUGCAUUUAUUAAACUUACCGAACUGUAUGCUAAAAAGGGUAAAUUUUACUGUAUUUAGAUUAUACCUCAAUAAACCUAACUUAAAAAAA